This is a messenger RNA of Adineta ricciae, 6027 nucleotides long. The record is from the annotation of a GenBank genome assembly. Lineage: Eukaryota; Metazoa; Rotifera; Eurotatoria; Adinetida; Adinetidae.
AUGCCAAAUAUUGUUACAAGUCUACCGUUGGAUGUGGAUGACCUAUCUGACACGUUGAAAAUUAUUUUCAUCGGUGCACACACGCCAGAUCGAGUCCAGUUACUAAAUGAGGCAAAUAUCACAAAAUUACCUGAAGACGACGUUCCGGAAAGCAUAUGGACUACUUUAGAGAGGAUAGAGAAUACUCAUGACGGAAAUGCAGAACGAACUGGAUUUACCGAUGAUCCGUUGUCGCGAGCUGUAGACCACAAUGAGAAGAAUACCGAGAAUAUUUGUGGAAUAAAUCCUAGUGCUGUGUUGGAUGCUAAUGGAACAAUGGUCUCGUCGGAAGAUAUCGGCGUACACUUACUGCGUAAAGUUCACAAGGGUUUGACCAAUGUGUCGUCUGAUAUGCUCAGUAAAUCCAAUGAGGAUGAAGACGAUGUCUAUAUGAUCCCAAGAUCCAACAUGCCAAUCAACGAUUGCUUCAAUCCAGAGCUGUUUCUCGGCUUGUACCCAACCCUUUUCCCUUAUGGUUAUGGCGCACCUCAGGAUUCAUCAAGACCAGUUGCGGUGACACUGGAGCAACAUAUCCGUUAUUUAUUAGCAUACGAUGAUCAACGUUUUGAAAAGCAUCAUUCAUUUAUGUUUGUUAUUUUCAAUAUAAUGCAAAGACGACAAGCCUGUUGGAAUGCAACUCUCAUGGCUUCUCGACCCUAUUUUCAAAAUGCUGCUAACGAUCUUCAAACUCUGACAAGUGGAGAAAUCGAGGCUGCUUUGAUGGCCAUUAGCAAGAACACAUUUUCUGCUGUAGAAAAUCCACGAAUUAAUAUGAUUAUGAGACAAAUCAAAACCGUAGGUGGAAAUGUUAUGGGCUCUGCCUAUUCACGAGCAGCUCUUCGCACUCAGAUUCAUGCACUAAUCUUCAACCAGGGUUUACCCAGCAUAUUUAUGACAAUAAAUCCUGCUGACAUUCACAGUCGUGUUACUCUCUAUUUCGCCGGUGUUGACCUUGAUCUCGAUAAAAUUAUACCGGAAACAAUUCCAUCAACAUACGAGCGUGCUCAGAUUGUAGCUUCGCAUCCAGUGGCUACGGCUCGUUUUUUCAAUGUUCUCAUUUCUUCUAUUCUCAAGUGCAUGAUUGAAAAGGGUGUACUGGGUCCUAUUAAAGCUUACUUCGGUACAGUUGAAAACCAAGGAAGAGGCUCAUUACAUUUACAUAUUCUGAUGUGGCUUGAUCACGGUCUAACACCUUCUCAGUUAAAAAAAUCCGUUCAAAACGAAGAUUUUCGUCGUGGCCUUCUUAAAUACCUAGAAGAUAUCAUCAAGCAAGAUCUGAUUCUUGGACAACGGCAGCUACCAGCUUCAGAAUCCAGUGUGAAUGAAAGUGGUUCUAUAAAGCUUGUGCCAUCAAUCAUGCCAACACCAAAACCAUCAAUGCCAGAUUUUGUCUUCAAGUUCAAAGAUGACAUUGUACAGCUAGUAAAGGCCCAUAAUAUCCAUCACCACACCGCCACCUGCUAUAAAUAUUCGAAAAAAUCCGAUAAUCCUGUAUGUCGUAUGCGGAUGCCACGACGGAUUCAAGAUACAUCAUCAAUUAAUGUUGAAUCUGGUGAAAUUAAAUUAAAGAGGCUUCACGAAACAAUCAAUAACUUUAACGAAUAUAUUAUCAGUGCUUGCCGUUCCAACAUGGACAUCAAGUAUAUUUUCAGUGGCAGUGAUGCGAAGGCAUUAGUGUAUUAUAUCACAGAUUAUGUUACAAAAUCCAGUCUCUCCUUUCAUGAUACAUUUUCAUUAGUACUAAAAGCUGUUCAGUCUUUCGAGAAGCAGAAAAUUAGUACAGAUGUCAAUGUGAGUGUAGAGGAAAAAUCGCGUCGACUCGUACUACGCUGUUAUAACACACUUGCAUCGCAGCAGGAACUAUCUGGGGUGCAAGUGGCUUCUUAUCUUAUGGGUUGGCCUGAUCAUUAUACAACGCAUGACUUUGUCAAUCUAUUUCUCAUUGGCAUUGAAAACUAUUUACAAUCGACGCUACUGGAAGCUAGAAUCAAAGAACAGCGGCAAACAACAAAAUCCAGUGUGAAUGAAAGUGGUUCUCUAAAGCUUGUGUCAUCAAUCAUGCCAACACCAAAACCAUCAAUGCCAGAUUUUGUCUUCAAGUUCAAAGAUGACAUUGUACAGCUAGUAAAGGCCCAUAAUAUCCAUCACCACACCGCCACCUGCUAUAAAUAUUCGAAAAAAUCCGAUAAUCCUGUAUGUCGUAUGCGGAUGCCACGACGGAUUCAGGAUGCAUCAUCAAUUAAUGUUGAAUCUGGUGAAAUUAAAUUGAAGAGACUUCACGAAACAAUUAAUAACUUUAACGAAUAUAUUAUCAGUGCUUGCCGUUCCAACAUGGACAUCAAGUAUAUUUUCAGUGGCAGUGAUGCGAAGGCAUUAGUGUAUUAUAUCACAGAUUAUGUUACAAAAUCUAGUCUCUCAUUCCAUGACACAUUUUCACUAGUACUAAAAGCUGUUCAGUCCUUCGAAAAGCAGAAAAUUAGUACAGAUGUCAAUGUUAACGUAGAGGAAAAAUCGCGUCGACUCGUACUACGCUGCUAUAAUACACUUGCAUCGCAGCAAGAAUUAUCUGGAGUGCAAGUGGCUUCUUAUCUUAUGGGUUGGCCUGAUCAUUAUACAACGCAUGACUUUGUCAACCUGUUUCUCAUUGGUAUUGAAAAUUAUUUACAAUCGACGCUACUGGAAGCUAGAAUCAAAGAGCAGCGGCAAGCAACAAAUACAGCAGAUGCUGACACUGACGAAAACUGGUUUGAAGUCGAAGAACAAUUUUUAAUUCAACCCACUGACACAGCCAACAACUUAUAUCGAAAAAAACUCAUUGACGCCAAGGAUCGAAAAAUACUAGAAGCUCUAUUACGAUCGGAAAGUAUUCAGGCAAAAAAAAUACAACGCGGUCGACCACCGUCCGAAAGAGAAACCUUCCAAGUUGGCCAUCCGCAAUCUGCCUCACAUUUAAACAUAAAACGAAUAAAAACAGUCGUCCCAGUUCUGCUUGGUGCACCAAUACCUCGUAAAGAUCGAGAAGAUACAAGCGAACGUUACUGUCGGUCCAUCCUCACACUCUUCCUGCCUUGGCGGACAUUUCAAGAUUUAUGUCAUGUUGAUCAAUCAUGGGAAGAGGCAUUUAAUGGUCACCAGGAAAAAAUUUCGCCGUCAUCAUGGGAAAUCAUCAAUAACAUCCAACUACUUCAGGAAUGUAAAACUGAUCGGGAUGAGCAUCUACAGCAGGUAAUUGAAGCUGUACAAACUGAAACGAGCGGCAACGAAUACUAUUCCCAUCACGUUGAAAGUGAUAGUGAAGACGAAAAUACCGAAGUUCUUGACAUUUUGGAAGCCAUUGACAUAACCGACAUUCCUGUUGUGAAUGGCAAUACAAACAAAGUAGAGCAUACAUACUUCGAAAAAAUAGUGAAGGCGGUCGAUCGAGCGAAUCGAUUUGCCAAUAUUCAAAAUUCUCACGUCAACGCAACAAAUCGUUUCACAUAUUUAUCCAAAGUCGAUAAAGAAAUUUUAUAUGACCAUGAACAUAUAGUGCCUGCAACUAGUGAAUUAAUUCAAUUGAAUAACACAUGGCAACGCAAGAUUAAAGAGCAAAAAGAGCGAAUACGAAACGCGUGCAUAGGUGAACGUCUGCAAGAAGAUCAUAUCGAGAAUACUGACAAUGCUGACAAUGGAUUGGUUCCGCCUAUCGAAGAUAAUAUAUCUUCAGAUCUCAAUAAUAACAACGAGACCUACAGUUCAACAAAUAUUAUACCAGCUACUAAAAUUGCUGUACCCAAUGAAAUAACACGCGAGAAUAUAGCAGCACAAUUUACAUUAAACAAGAAUCAAAAGGCUGCGUUUAUGAUUAUUACUGGUCAUCUAGAUGGAUUGGAUGUACUAAACGAAGGUGAUAAACAACAGCAAUUGAUUAUGUGUGUGCCCGGCUGUGGCGGCACAGGAAAAUCUCAGUUGAUUCGUGCUGUAACUGCCUAUUUUACACAAACAAACCGUACACAUAAAUUGAGAAAACUUGCACCAACGUCGGUUGCUGCGGCAGAGAUUGAAGGGAUGACAAUUCAUUCCUUUCUUGGCGAAGGACGCAAUCGGAAAAGUAAAUCAAAAGCGAUGAAUCGUCCUGGGCAAAUAACAUUAGAAAAUGCAUGGCGUUUCGUUGAGUACCUCAUUCUUGAUGAAAUGUCAAUGGUCGGUCUCAGUUUAUUGGCUCGUUUGAACAAACUUGUCGCAACAGCUAAACAUUGUGAUCCUAUGUCUACGAUGGGUGGUAUAAAUAUCAUUUUUUUUGGUGACUAUAUUCAAUACUCUCCAGUAUUUGACAAGCCACUUUAUUACAAUUUUACUUCUGCAAUGAAUGACGGUACACAAAAAAGCAGGAGGAUACCUACUGAAAAUGAUAUUCAACAAAGGAGUGCUCGAGCAUUGGUCUUACAGAUAAACUGCGUUGUUAUGCUGGAGGAACAGAUGAGAACGAAAGACUUGGCUUAUAGAGCUCUGCUGAACAGAGUCCGUUAUGGUGAAGGCACAUAUGAAGACUGGCAGCUACUUCGAACGCGUGUAAUUGGUAUAGAGCUUCACAUUUCUCUUAAUGAUCCACCAUGGAACGAGGCUCCAAUUCUUGUUUACCGAAAUGAACUUCGAACAGAACUGAACAAUCGGGCCGUUAUCAACAAAGCAUAUGAAAUGGGUCGAGUACCGACCGUUGUGAUUGCCACCGAUACAAUAAAAGCCAAGAAACAUGUCGAUUUGCCCGACUUGAAAAAACGUCUUCUUGCUCUGCCCGACAACAAAACCGAACAUUUGCCUGGCUAUCUGCCUCUUGUACCAGGUAUGCCUGUAUUAUUGCAAGAAAAUAUUGCUUGUGAACUUGGUCUAUCAAAUGCCACACAAGGUAUCUUCCGCGAGUUAAUUUAUGAUCACAUGUCAGAACGCACUACCGGCUCGAAUGAAGAAGCGUUUACGUCUGACACUGUCUUUAUACGUAAUGCUCAAUAUGCUUUGGUGGAAAUAGCGAAGUCCAAAAUCAGUCAACUAGAUUCACUCGAACCACUCGUCGUCCCUAUUCCUGUAAUUGAGAAAACAUUCGAUGUCGAUCUUGAGAAACUGUAUAGUGAUAAAGGAGCCGCGAUGAAGCUGUUCAAGAAUAGAAAGAUUAAAGCUAGCGUAUCUGUGAAAAGAAAAGCAUUACCACUUAUACCAGCCUACUCCAUUACAACUCACAAAAGUCAAGGUCAAACACUGCCAAAAAUAGUCAUUGACUUGAAUAUGCCACCUGGAACGGUUGAAGUAGCUUCGGCUUAUGUACCACUAUCACGGGUGCAACGGCUCUCAGAUCUUGUAAUUUUACAGGAUUUUAGCAUGCCUGUAUUAUUGCAAGAAAAUAUUGCUUGUGAACUUGGCCUGUCUAAUGGUGCGCAAGGUAUCUUCCGCGAAUUAAUCUAUCAUCGCGUGUCAGAACCUACAACCGGCACCAAUGAAGAAGCUUUUACGCCUGACACUGUAUUUAUACGUAAUGCUCAAUAUGCUUUGGUGGAAAUAGCGAAAUCCAAAAUAAGUAAACUAGGUUCGCUCGAACCGCUCGUUGUUCCUAUUCCAAUAAUUGAGAAAACAUUCGAUGUCGAUCUUGAGAAACUGUAUAGUGAUAAAGGAGCCAUGAUGAAAUUGUUCAAGGAUAGAAAGCUUAAGGCUAGCAUAUCUGUGAAAAGAAAAGCAUUACCACUUAUACCAGCUUACUCCAUUACAACUCAUAAAAGUCAAGGUCAAACACUGCCGAAAAUAGUCAUUGACUUGAAUAUGCCGCCUGGAAUGGUUGAAGUAGCAUCGGCUUAUGUACCACUAUCCCGAGUACAACGGCUCUCAGAUCUUGUAAUUUUACAGGAUUUUAGUAUUGACGCUCUGCGCGUAAAACCGUCGAAAGGCCAGAUCGCUGAACUUAAUAGAUUAGCUACCAUUUUCGAACGAACAAAACAACAUUAUUCUCAUUACUUCGCAUGA